AGAGUGGUCGCAAACGGCAAACAUCAAAUAAACGAAACAUUCAAAGGAUUGAACAGUUUGCCGCUUGGACUGUCCUUACAGGAGUUUUGGUCUGAAAUUGUCAAAUUUACUUUUAACUGACUCCACUAAAAUGACGGAUAUUACGGGAAAAUAUCAGCUAACCUCCAGUGAAAAGUUUGAUGAUUACCUGAAAGCUGUCGGUGUUGGCUUUGCCCUGCGAAAACUUGCUACCCUGGUGGAGUCAGCGACCAUCGAUAUCACCAAAGAUAACGAUGUCUACACGAUGAAAACGACAACUACGGUCAAGAACCACGAGGUCAAGUUCAAGCUGGGCGAGCAGUUCACGGAACAUACAAUGGAUGGGCGUGAUGUUGCGUGCACAUUUAGUUUGGAUGGCAAUAAGCUGCACCAGGUGCAACGUGACCCGAAAACUAACUUGGAAACUACUGCUGAACGUGAAUUCACUGGAGAUGAACUGAUUACGACUUUGCGCGCCGGAGACGUUACUAGUGUGCGCAAAUACAAGAAAGUGGUACCGUAAUAAGGAAUUUGAUCGAGCGUGUGUUCCGCUGAUCUGUGCCGGUUGUGUUGGAUUACAGCUGUGAUGGAACUGCAAGACUUCCCAAUCGAUUUAAUCUUCCAAAAAUACUUGAUGUUUUCUUUGUUAUUAUUGUGAAGCUGUAAUGGUUUUCAUAAUGCUUUGGAUGUUUGGUCUUAACGCAUUUUUGUUGAUUUGAUCCUGUCUCACCAUUUCAUCCGUACCCGGUCUAAACCUUUACGCCGGUUUUGUUUAAUUGUUUUAAUUUGCGUGUGUUGUUCUUAUUGGGUUAGGUAAUAAAUAUUACACGUUA
Molecule: messenger RNA, 851 nt
Organism: Paramacrobiotus metropolitanus
Lineage: Eukaryota; Metazoa; Tardigrada; Eutardigrada; Parachela; Macrobiotidae
Product: fatty acid-binding protein, liver-like
Exons: 4
Coding region: 131-541 (136 amino acids)
Biological process (GO): fatty acid transport
Cellular component (GO): nucleus; cytosol
Molecular function (GO): fatty acid binding
Source: RefSeq, a predicted model, not a curated record